AUGGCUAAUCUAAUAAAAACAUUGAACAAGAAAAACAAGCUUCCAUUUCUCUUACAGGGUGGUACAGUAAUUGGCAGUGCCCGCUGCAAAGCAUUUCGCUCCCGUGAAGGGCGCUUGAAGGCAGCUUGCAACCUAGUCCAACGUGGCAUAACUAAUCUCUGUGUGAUUGGAGGAGAUGGCAGCUUAACCGGGGCUAAUCUUUUCCGAGAGGAGUGGAGCGGACUUCUUGAUGAAUUAGUAAAAGAAGGAAAAAUUGAAGCCUCAGCUGCUGAGGAGUAUUCCCAUCUGAAUAUCGUAGGAAUGGUGGGCUCCAUCGAUAACGAUUUCUGUGGAACUGAUAUGACAAUCGGAACUGACUCGGCCCUGCACAGAAUUAUUGAGGUGGUGGAUGCCAUCAUGACCACUGCUCAGAGCCACCAAAGGACCUUUGUUUUGGAAGUCAUGGGGCGACACUGUGGGUACCUGGCCUUGGUCAGUGCCUUAGCUUGUGGAGCUGACUGGGUCUUCCUCCCUGAAAGUCCUCCAGAGGAAGGAUGGGAAGACUUAAUGUGCACUAAACUUUCUGAGAACCGAGCAAGAAAGAAAAGAUUGAAUAUUAUUAUUGUCUCAGAAGGAGCCAUCGAUUGUCACAACAACGCAAUCACUUCGGAAAAGAUCAAAGAGCUUGUGGUUUCACAGCUUGGUUUUGACACACGAGUGACAAUAUUGGGUCAUGUCCAGAGAGGAGGAACCCCAUCAGCCUUUGACAGGAUAUUGGCCAGUAGGAUGGGAGUGGAAUGUGUCCUGGCCUUACUUGAAGCUACUCCAGAAACCCCCGCCUGUGUGGUAUCUCUAUGUGGAAACCAAGCCGUGCGCCUGCCUCUCAUGGAAUGUGUACAGAUGACCCAAGAAGUGCAGAAAGCGAUGGAUGAAAGGAGGUUUGCAGAUGCUGUAACGUUGCGUGGAAGGAGUUUCGAGAACAAUCUAAAUACAUACAAGCUCCUUUCACCCUUGCGGUCUGUUUUUUUCCAGAGUAACUUUAAUGUGGCUGUCUUGAACGUGGGGGCUCCAGCCGCAGGAAUGAAUGCCGCUGUGCGCUCUGCAGUAAGAGUGGGCAUUACUGAAGGACACAAGAUGUUUGCAGUCAGUGACGGCUUUGAAGGAUUUGCUAAGGGUCAAGUGAAAGAGAUAAAAUGGGGAGAUGUUGGAGGCUGGACUGGUCAGGGUGGAUCUCUUUUGGGAACCAAAAGAACUCUUCCUGCUAAAUAUUUUGACCAAAUCGCUGAACAGAUACGUACUCAUAGCAUCAACUCUCUACUCGUCAUCGGAGGGUUUGAGGCUUAUGAAGGUAUGCUGGAGUUAGCUGGGGCGCGAGCCACUUAUGAAGAAUUUUGCAUCCCCAUGUGCAUUUUGCCUUCCACCAUUAGCAACAAUGUCCCUGGCACUGACUUAACUCUUGGCGCUGACACUGCUCUCAAUGCCAUUGUGGAGACAUGUGAUCGCAUCAAACAAUCCGCCAGUGGAACAAAGAGGCGAGUCUUCAUCAUUGAAACCAUGGGUGGAUAUUGUGGAUACCUGGCCAACAUGGGUGGCCUUGCCGCAGGCGCUGAUGCUGCUUACAUCUUCGAAGAGCAAUUUGACAUUCGAGAGCUUCAGGCAAAUGUGGAGCAUUUGACAGAAAAGAUGAAGACAAGCAUCCAGAGAGGCCUUGUACUAAGGAAUGAAAAUUGCAAUGAGAACUACACCACGGAUUUCAUCUACCAGCUGUACUCAGAGGAGGGAAGAGGUGUCUUUGACUGCAGAAAGAAUGUACUCGGACACAUGCAGCAGGGAGGAGCCCCAUCACCGUUCGAUAGGAACUUCGGCACAAAAAUCUCAGCCAAAGCCAUUCAGUGGAUUUCACGAAAGCUGAAAGAAUGUUAUAGAAAAGGCAGAGUAUUUGCUAACACAGAGGACACCGUCUGCCUGCUAGGAAUGCGCAGGCGUGCUCUCGUCUUCCAGCCAGUCAUGCAGCUGAGGGAUGAAACGGACUUCAAACACAGAAUUCCAAAAGAGCAGUGGUGGCUGAAGCUGCGACCAGUGAUGAAGAUCCUGGCCAAAUACAAGACAAGCUACGACAUUUCAGACUCUGGCCAGCUGGAGCAUGUUCAUGUUAGGCGACCAAAACAUUCUGACAUGGGGGCCAUCUAA
This is a messenger RNA of Staurois parvus, 2169 nucleotides long. NCBI's taxonomy places the organism in Eukaryota, Metazoa, Chordata, Amphibia, Anura, Ranidae. The record is from the annotation of a GenBank genome assembly.